CAGCGCGUACAGUCGCGUCAGCCUGAAGCUGCACUGGCGCCUAGGGUCCCUCCAGCGCACGAGGGCAGCUCCUGCAGCGCAGUGGCCCGUAUGGAGGGUGGGGGAUAGCCCAGGGGUAAUCGGGAGGAGCCCAGACCAGACCCGGCCAGCGGCCUCACCUUCCCUGCCCGGCCGCUCCAGCAAACUACCGCAGUCUUAGAAAACCUAAUGAGAACCAGACCUAGUGGCCGCUGGCAAACUUUCUCAGAGUCGCUGAUUGGUCAAUGGCCGAGAACUGUUGCCAAUCAGCGCGCUGGGCGGGCCCUCAGUGCAGACCUGAGGUCCAAGUUGGAGACUGGUAGUGUGGCCCGCAGAGAUACCCGGAGUGGAGGGCAGAGCCAGGGAGGAGCCAGCAUGUCUCGGGACCCUACGGCCGGGCGGCUGGCACCGCCAUCGCCGCUGUCGCUGCUGCUUCUGCUGCUGCUGCUCUCGCGAGUCGGGGCUCUGCGUUCUGACGAGCUCUUUCCUUACGGAGAGGCGAGGGGAGACCAGCUGCUGCCGGAGGGCGACGAUGAAAGCUCAGUAGCGGUGAAGCUGGCAGUACCCCUACACUUCUACGACAGCCAGUUCACCAGUCUCUACGUAGGCACCAACGGCAUCAUCUCCACCCAGGACUUCCCCAGGGAGACUCAGUACGUCGAUGAUGACUUUCCUACUGACUUCCCAGCCAUCGCCCCCUUCCUGGCUGACAUAGAUACCAGUCACGGCAGGGGCCGGAUCCUGUACCGCGAGGACACCUCCCCAGCUGUGCUGAGUCUGGCCGCCCGCUAUGUGCGCACAGGCUUCCCGCUGACAGGGUCCAGCUUCACCCCCACCCACGCCUUCCUGGCCACCUGGGUGCACGUGGGCGCCUACGGGGUGGUCAGGCGAGGGGUCGCGCCAUCAGGGGAGUUGAACACUUUCCAGGCUGUUCUGGCAUCUGAUGAAUCUGAUACCUAUGCCCUCUUUCUCUACCCUGCUGACGGACUUCAGUUCUUCGGGACUUGCCCCAAAGAAUCCUACAAUGUUCAGCUGAAGCUUCCGGCUAGGGUGGGCUUCUGCCGAGGGGAGGCGGAUGAUCUGAAGAGAGAAACACCUUAUUUCAGCCUGACUAACACCGAGCAGUCUGUGAAAAAUCUCUACCAACUAAGCAACUUGGGCAUUCCUGGAGCAUGGGCUUUUCAUAUCGGCAGCAGGCUCCCCCUGGACAAUGUCAGACCAGCAACAGCUGGAGUUGACCACUCUUCAAAGCCCCUGGAGCACUCCUUUAGCCAUGCUGCAGCUCUGGAGAGCUAUUUUGAGGGCAAUUUUGAUUACUACAAUGAGAAGGAAGAGGACAUUGAGUACCCACCAGGGGAGGCUCUGGAAGACUACAGCAGAGUUGAUGUGUCACUCAGUUCAAAGCCUGAUCCAGGUCCUGUGGAAGGUGGGACCCCCUCUCCAGACCCUAAUCGGGCUACUCCUCUGCCACACCCAGCACUUGGUGAUUGGCCAUCCUACUGGGACCCUCACACUAAACAGGGGGCAUCUGUGGGAGAGGUAGAAGUCCUGGAUUUCAAGGACCCAGUGAAGCCUUUUGAUCAGAUGGGUACCCGAGCCCCGGCUCCUCCAGAGCCAGAUGCAACUCUCCUGACUCCAGGAAGGGAAAACCUUCGGAACAGAAACACCCAGCCCUACCCGGAUGCAGGGCCAGUGCCUUUAGAGCCAGGUGUUCCUGUCUCUCCAGAAGUUUUUCCUAAUUACCCAGUGUUUGGUCAAGAACCACCCCUAAGUGGAGGGAGGUAUGUGGUAGGAGUGGAGGACCACAUCGGUUCUAAUGGUCAAGUCUUCACGUAUAAUGGUGCCAACAGAGAAACCUGUGAAGACAGCCAUGGCCAGUGCUCCCGACACGCCUUCUGUACCGACUACACCACUGGCUUUUGCUGCCACUGCCAGUCCAGGUUUUAUGGAAACGGGAAGCAUUGCCUGCCAGAAGGGGCACCUCACCGAGUCAAUGGGAAAGUGAGUGGCCGCCUCCGAGUGGGUCACACUCCUGUGCACUUCACUGAUGUGGAUCUACAUGCUUACAUUGUGGGCAAUGAUGGCAGAGCCUACACUGCCAUCAGCCACAUCCCACAGCCGGCAGCCCAGGCCCUUCUCCCUGUCAUGCCCAUGGGAGGCCUGUUUGGCUGGCUCUUUGCCUUGGAGAGGCCAGGCUCUGAGAAUGGCUUCAGCAUCACAGGUGCAACCUUUGUCCAUGACAUGGAAGUUACUUUUUAUCCUGGAGAGGAGAGGGUUCGUAUCACUCAAACAGCCGAGGGGCUUGACCCAGAGAACUACCUGAGCAUUAAGACCAACAUUGAAGGCCAGCUGCCCUUCAUCCCAGCGGAUUUCACAGCCCACAUUGCUCCAUACAAAGAGCUUUAUCAUCACAGGGACUCAGUUGUGACCUCCUCCAGUUCCAGAAGUUUCUCUCUCACUUCUGGUUCUGUCAACCAAACAUUGUCCUACCACAUCGACCAGAAUAUCACUUACGAGGUGUGCAGGCACGCCCCUGGGCACCUGGCCAUCCCUGCCAGCCAGCAGCUGACUGUGGACCGGGCCUUUGUUUUGUACAGCAGGGAUGAAGGUGUGCUGAGGUUUGCUGUAACCAAUCAGAUUGGCCCUGUUGAAGUGGACUCAGCCCCUGCUCCAGUGAAUCCUUGCUAUGAUGGGAGCCACACCUGUGACACAACAGCAAGGUGCCACCCGGGGACAGGUGUAGAGUACACCUGUGAGUGCACACCUGGGUUCCAGGGAGAUGGACGAAGCUGUGUGGAUGUCAAUGAAUGUGCCACUGGCUUCCAUCGCUGUGGCCCCAAUUCUGUGUGUGUCAACUUGGUGGGAAGCUACAGGUGUGAAUGCCACAUCGGCUAUGAGUUUGCAGAUGACCAGCACACUUGUAUCUUGAUUGCCCCACCUUCCAACCCUUGUCAAGAUGGCAGUCACACCUGUGCUCCUGAGGGGCAGGCCCGGUGCAUUCACCAUGGAGGCAGCUCAUUUAGCUGCACCUGCCUACCAGGCUUUGUUGGCACUGGGCAUCAGUGUUCUGAUGUUGAUGAAUGUGGGGAAAACAGGUGCCAUGAGGCAGCUAUCUGCUACAAUACCCCUGGGUCCUUCUCCUGCCAUUGCCAGCCUGGGUACCAUGGGGAUGGGUUUCACUGCACAAAUGCUUCAGUUCCGGAAGGUUCCAUCUCAGGACUGAAGCCCUGUGAACAGCAGCAGCACCAUGCCCAGGCAGAGCAUGCCUACCCUGAGUUACGGAUCCACAUCCCACAGUGUGAUGACCAGGGCAACUUCAUGCCACUGCAGUGCCAUGGCAACACUGGCUUCUGCUGGUGUGUGGACCAGAAUGGCAAUGAAGUCCCUGGCACUCAGACUCCACCUGGCUCCACCCCACCUCACUGUGGACUGCCAUCAGAGCCCACCCAGAGGCCUCGGACUGUGUGUGAGCGAUGGAGGGAAAGCCUGCUGGAACACUAUGGGGGUGUACCCAGGGAUGACCAGUAUGUUCCCCAGUGUGACGACCUGGGCCACUUCAUACCCCUGCAGUGCCAUGGGAAGAGUGACUUCUGUUGGUGUGUGGACAAGGACGGCAGAGAGCUACAGGGCACACGCUCGCAGCCGGGCACCAUGCCUGCAUGUAUACCCACCACCGUUCCACCCUUGGUCCAGCCCACACCCCGGCCUGAUGUGACUCCGCCGUCUGUGGGCACCUUCUUGCUCUAUGCCCAGGGCCAGCAGAUUGGCCACUUGCCCCUCAAUGGUAGCAGGCUUCAGAAGGAUGCAGCCAAGACCCUGCUGUCACUGCAUGGCUCCAUAGUCGUGGGGAUUGACUAUGACUGCCAGGAGAAGAUGGUCUACUGGACAGAUGUUGCUGGUCGGACCAUCAGCCGUGCCAGCUUGGAAGCAGGAGCAGAGCCUGAGACCAUCAUUACCUCAGGUCUAAUAAGCCCAGAGGGACUUGCCAUUGACCACUUCCGUAGAACGAUGUACUGGACAGAUAGUGGCCUGGAUAAGAUAGAGCGGGCCAGGCUGGAUGGUUCUGAGCGUAAGGUCCUCUUCCACACAGAUCUGGUGAAUCCACGAGCCAUCACUGUGGAUCCAAUCCGAGGCAACUUGUACUGGACAGACUGGAAUAGAGAAGCGCCUAAAAUCGAGACAUCAUCUUUGGAUGGAGAAAACAGAAGAAUUCUGAUCAACAAAGAUAUCGGAUUACCCAAUGGAUUAACCUUUGACCCCUUCUCCAAACUGCUCUGCUGGGCAGAUGCAGGAACCAAAAAACUGGAAUGUACACUACCUGAUGGGACUGGACGACGCAUCAUCCAAAGUCACCUCAAUUACCCCUUCAGCAUCGUCAGCUAUGCAGAUCACUUCUACCACACAGACUGGCGGAGGGAUGGUGUUGUAUCAGUGAAUAAAGACAGUGGCCAGUUCACUGAUGAGUACCUCCCCGAGCAGCGGUCUCACCUGUAUGGGAUCACUGUGGUCUACCCCUACUGUCCAUCAGGAAGAAAAUGAACAUGAAACAUACAGGAAGAUUUCAAGUUUACAACAAGAAUCUUGACCUAAGAAUAUUUACUACAAAGGCAAAGACAGUGAGAAAGGAAAGUGGCCAUUCUGAGCUCUUGGCAUACAAAAUAGGCAUGUUCAGUGCAGCGAGACUCAGUAUAGUUUGUGAAGUGUAUACCUCAAUCUUUACUACUGUAUUUUUAACAAAGGUUAUCACAAGUUUAAAAUAGAAUUUUAAUCAUUGCUUAUUAAAGCAACUUUUUGCAAACAGUUAUUUAAAAGGCCAAAUUCAUUCAACAAAAAACCAACUAGACCUUAAACACUAAAUCUGAUUUUUUUUGCCAUGGAUUCUACCUGGCCAAGAAGAGUAAAGGACAUGACUGGCUAUGGGAAUUUAUUCCUACAGCCCCUGAGAUCCAUGUCACAAACAGAUCACAGGGUUGUUCCAGCCUAUUUAUACUUCCCAUCAAAAGUCCUCAGACUUCACUUAUACUAAAGGUGCUAGAAUGAUCCCCAAGUGCCUCCACAGAAGCAUUCAUCAAAAGUAUUCCAUGUAAAACACCAAAGAUACAGCAGUUUUAAAAUUUUCUAUGUAAUCCAAUAAAAUAUUUUAAAGCUUU
Molecule: messenger RNA, 5168 nt
Organism: Meriones unguiculatus (Mongolian gerbil)
Lineage: Eukaryota; Metazoa; Chordata; Mammalia; Rodentia; Muridae
Gene: Nid2
Product: nidogen 2
Exons: 21
Coding region: 208-4557 (1449 amino acids)
Biological process (GO): cell-matrix adhesion
Cellular component (GO): basement membrane
Molecular function (GO): calcium ion binding
Source: RefSeq, a predicted model, not a curated record